Pseudozyma flocculosa PF-1 is the source of this 1344-nucleotide messenger RNA. RefSeq lists its product as uncharacterized. Gene Ontology annotation, cellular component: nucleus; cytoplasm. The record is from RefSeq and is a predicted model, not a curated record. The transcript has 4 exons. The coding region runs from base 1 to 1344 and encodes 447 amino acids. NCBI's taxonomy places the organism in Eukaryota, Fungi, Basidiomycota, Ustilaginomycetes, Ustilaginales, Ustilaginaceae. Gene Ontology annotation, molecular function: MAP kinase activity; ATP binding. Gene Ontology annotation, biological process: protein phosphorylation; intracellular signal transduction.
AUGGCCAACUAUGCGCUCUCGGCGCCCUCGAGGACGCCCUACACCGUCCUCAACCAGACCUUUCUGAUCGACAACGCCUACGAAAUCACAAAGGAGCUCGGCCAGGGCGCAUACGGCUGCGUCGCUGCCGCCACACAUCGCGGCACCGGCGAGAGCGUCGCCAUCAAGAAGAUCACAAACGUCUUUACGAAACGCAUCCUCACAAAGCGGGCGCUGCGCGAGAUCAAGCUCCUGCGCCACUUCCGCGGCCACAAGAACAUCACCUGCCUCUACGACAUGGAUAUCAUCGACCCGACGAGCUUCAACGAAGUCUAUCUGUACGAGGAGCUGAUGGAGGCCGACCUGCACGCCAUUAUCCGGUCCGGACAGCCGCUCUCGGACGCCCACUUCCAGUCGUUCAUCUACCAGACCCUCUGCGGGCUGCGCUACAUCCACAGCGCCUCGGUGCUCCACCGCGACCUCAAGCCGGGCAACCUGCUGGUCAAUGCCGACUGCGAGCUCAAGAUCUGCGACUUUGGCCUGGCGCGCGGCUUCGAGACGGACCCGGAGCUGGCCAAGCAGGGCGCCGGCGGCUUCAUGACCGAGUACGUCGCCACGCGCUGGUACCGAGCGCCGGAGAUCAUGCUCAGCUUCCAGAACUACACGACGGCCAUCGACAUCUGGUCGGUCGGGUGCAUCCUGGCCGAGCUGCUCGGGGGCCGGCCCAUCUUCAAGGGGAGAGACUACGUCGACCAGCUCAACCAGAUCCUCCACUACCUCGGCACGCCCUCCGAGGAGACGCUGCGGCGGGUCGGGUCGCCGCGCGCGCAGGACUACAUCCGCUCGCUGCCCUACCAGCCGCGGGUGCCCUUUGCGCGCCUCUACCCCAACGCCAACCCGCUGGCGCUCGACCUGCUGGAAAAGAUGCUCGAGUUCGACCCGGCCAAGCGCAUCAGCUGCGAGGACGCGCUGCAGCACCCCUACCUGGCCGUGUGGCACGACCCGGCCGACGAGCCGACGUGCCCGGUCAAGUUUGACUUUGGCUUCGAGACGGUCGACGACGUCGAGGGCAUGAAGCGCCUCAUCCUCGACGAGGUCAAGAGCUUCCGCCUCGAGGUGCGCCGCCAGGCACGCCAGGUGCAGCAGGCGCGGAGGCAGGACAGCCUGCCGAUCCCGACGCGCGAAGAGAUCCAGCGGUCGUCGCCCACCGAGGAGCACGGGCAGGGCCUGCUGGGCGCCAGCGGCGGGCUGGUCCAGGGCGGUACGACGACCGAGCAGGCCAGCGGCAUGCUGAGCGACGCGCAGAUCAUGGAGGAUCCCGCCGAGAGCUUCGAGAGAGAGCUUCAGGGUCAACGAGCGGCGUGA